Messenger RNA from Lachancea mirantina, 258 nucleotides. Lineage: Eukaryota; Fungi; Ascomycota; Saccharomycetes; Saccharomycetales; Saccharomycetaceae. The record is from the annotation of a GenBank genome assembly.
AUGGGUUGGAGCUCUUUCAAGGUUAAAUUUCUCAAGAUGAGAAGAUAUUUGGCUGCCACGCCAAUGGAGGGUGAAACCUACGAAAAAUCUCCCGAGGUCAAAGACUUGCCCCACAUGACAGAUGCAGACGGGAAAUUGAUGGCCGUGUCCUCAGGUAAACGUGAAUUGUCGCCCGUUUUGAGCGCCAAGUUGAAUAUCCAAGGUUCUGGAGAAAGACACCCUGGCCGCGAAGCGGACAGAAUUGACGAUGCUAUCUAA